Cricetulus griseus (Chinese hamster) is the source of this 2738-nucleotide messenger RNA. NCBI's taxonomy places the organism in Eukaryota, Metazoa, Chordata, Mammalia, Rodentia, Cricetidae. The record is from RefSeq and is a predicted model, not a curated record.
CGACGCGGCGCCUUCUGAGUUCCUCCUGCGCAUGUCCCGCUCCCACACCGCUCCCCCUCUCCAGUUUGGGCUCAAGUUUCUUUCUCCCCUGCUGGGGUCGGAUCUCUGAGUAAAGAAGGAAAUGCUGUCAUUCAGGGAUGUGGCCAUUGAUUUCUCUGCAGAGGAGCGUGAAUGCUUGGGCAGGGAUCAGUGGAGUCUGUACAGGAAUGUAAUGCUGGAGAAUUACAGCCACCUCGUGUACCUGGGCCUUUCUUUCUCUAAGCCAUUACUGGUCAGGUUUCUGGAGAAAAACCCAGAGCUUCGGAAUGUGAAGAGGCAAGGGCCCCCAGGAAAGAAACCCCAUAAAUGUAAAGAAUGUGGCAAAGCCUUCGCUAAGAACUCAAUUCUUACUCAUCAUCUGAGAAUUCACACCGGAGAAAAACCCUAUAAGUGUGACAUCUGUGGCAAGGCCUUUUCUUUGCCCUCCAUACUUAAUAACCACCAGAAAAUUCACACUGGAGAGAAGCCUUACAAGUGUGACAUAUGUGGCAAGGCCUUUUCUAUGCUUUCCACACUUAGUAACCACCAUAAUAUUCACACUGGAGAGAAGCCCUAUAAGUGUGACGUAUGUGGCAAGGCCUUUUCUAUGCCUUCUACACUCACUAACCACCAGAAAAUUCAUACUGGCCAGAAACCAUAUGAGUGUGAAGUAUGUGGCAAAAAGUUUUCCAGUCCUGCAGAUUUUACAAAACACCAAAGAGUUCAUACUGGAGAGAAACCUUACAAGUGUGGAGAAUGUAAAAAACCCUUCAGUAAUCUUUCGGCCCUUAGCAGACACAAAGUUGUUCAUACUGGAGAGAAGCGUUAUACCUGUGAAAAAUGUGGCAAAGCCUAUAGUAGGAGUCACCACCUUAGUCGACACAAGAAAGCUCACACCGGACAGAAAUCCUACACAUGCAAAGAAUGUGGCAAAAUGUUUUACUAUUCUUCAGAUCUUAGAAGACAUCAAAGAAUUCAUUCUGAAGAGAGACCCUACGAGUGUGAGGAGUGUGGCAAAGCCUUUCCCAGUCCUUCCGACGUUUCUCAGCAUGCAAGGACCCAUAAGAGAACCAAGCAGUACACCUGUGAAGAAUGCGGUGAGUGCUUCACUAUUCAAACGACAUUCUCUAACCUCCGGAAAAUUCACUGUACCAAAAAUAAUUUUUUUAAUAGCAAAGAAUGUGGCAUUACCCUUCCUUUGAACUCACAACCCAUUAACCACCAGAAAAUUAAUUUAAGCAUUAAGCCCUAUAAGUGUGAAGAAUGUGGUAAGGCCUUCCGUUUUCCAUCCUUUCUUGGUGUACACAAGAGAAGUCAUACAGGAGAGAAACCCUUCAAGUGUGAAGUCUGUGGCAAAUCCUUCUAUGUCCCGUCACCACUUUCUGAACACAAGAGAAUCCAUACAGGAGAGAAGCCCUACACAUGUGAAGUAUGUGGCAAGGCCUUCCAUGCUGCAUCAUUACUUUAUAAACACAAAAGAAUUCAUACAGGAGUGAAACCCUUUAAAUGUGAAGUAUGUGGCAAGGCCUUCUAUGUUCAAUCACGACUUACUGAACACAGGAGAACUCAUACAGGAGAGAAACCCUACACAUGUGAAGUAUGUGGCAAGGUCUUUCAUGCUUCAUCAUUACUUAAAGUACAUGAGAGAAUUCAUACAGGAGACAGACCCUACAAGUGUGAACUGUGUGAAAAAGCCUUCUAUAUUCCAUCACGACUAUCUAUACACAUGAGGAUCCAUACAGGAGAGAAACCUUACAAGUGUGAAGUAUGUGGCAAGGCCUUCAAUCGCCUAUCAGGAUAUUCUGUACACAAGAGAAUUCAUACAGGAGAGAAACCCUACAAGUGUCAACUAUGUGACAAGGCCUUCUAUGUUUCAUCACAACGUUCUGUACACAUGAGGAUUCACACAGGAGAGAAACCCUACAAGUGUGAAGUAUGUGGCCAGGCCUUCAUUCGUCCAUCAGGACUUUCUAUACACAAGAAUAUUCACACAGGAGAGAAACCCUACAAGUGUGAAGUAUGUGGCCAGGCCUUCGUUCGUCCAUCAGGACUUUCUAUACACAAGAAAAUUCACAUAGGACAGAAACCCUAAAUGUGUGAAGUAUGUGGCAAGGCCUUCAGUUAUUCACCAGGACUGUCUGUACACAGGAGCGUUCAUACAGGAGAGAAACCCUACAAGUCUGAAGUAUGUAGCAAAGCCUUCCAUUUUUCGUCACUACUUGCAAUACACAAGAGCAGUCAUGCAGGAGAGAAGCCUAGAAAUGUGAAAUGUGUUGAAAGAUUCAUUCUGCUCACUUGAUAAUCCAUUCUGGAAAGAAACACACAGCACAAAUUAACUCACACUGGAAAGAAACAGUACAAAUGUGAAGAGUGGCAAACUGUACAAAUAUGCAAGUAUUCCUUAUAUUUAAAGAAUUUUAAAAAAUUCAUUCUGGAGAGAAACCCUACAAGUAUAAAGACUGGCAAGGACUUUAGACUUUAUCCAACACGUUCUAUACACCAGACUAGUCACAUUGGAGGGAAACAUUACUAGUUGGAGAAUGGCAAGACCAGGUCUUAAACAACAGCUAAGAAAUCAUUUGAGAGAGAAGCCUUGUGAAGAAUGUGCCAAGGUCGCUUGCACCUUUUGAAACACCUGAUAAUUCAUACUGAAGAGAAAUGCCCCUAGUGUCAAAAAUGUUAAAAACCCUUUAAUAAAAUUUCUAGUGUUUCUCAACUCA